Molecule: messenger RNA, 6800 nt
Organism: Aethalodelphis obliquidens (Pacific white-sided dolphin)
Lineage: Eukaryota; Metazoa; Chordata; Mammalia; Artiodactyla; Delphinidae
Gene: AKT1S1
Product: AKT1 substrate 1
Exons: 5
Coding region: 3839-4828 (329 amino acids)
Biological process (GO): negative regulation of TOR signaling; negative regulation of protein kinase activity; neurotrophin TRK receptor signaling pathway
Cellular component (GO): cytoplasm
Source: RefSeq, a predicted model, not a curated record
GCCUACUCCUUUCUCCAUAUUGUGUACUGGCAUCGAAGCCAAAGAGAUGCCAUUUUGCUCGAGGGCACGGGCAAGGCCGGUCAGCUGCGGCCAUGUUAAUGCGGGGCAGUCCCAUCUCUCUGCGGGGCGCGAAAGCAAGGUCCUAGAAGAGAGAAACGGUUAAAGAAAAAGGUGAGAGGAGCUGUACAUCACACGAGGCCCCGAAGGACUCGGGUUAACGGGAUGAAGCCGUCAAUAUCCCCGGGGACGAAGCGGUCCCAGACGAAUUCCUGAGUCACCGUCGAGAGAAAGCGUUCUGAGCCGCCAUAUUGAAGCUGGGCAAACCGAAGCAAGAAAGGAUGCCAUGUUGGAUCUUUGCCAGCCUUGGUGCUGAGGGGGCUAGGUUGGAGAGAGAGCCCAUAUAUACAUUAUGGGCAAAUGAUGCCAGGCUGGUUGCCAUGUCAUUAACGGGCCCUGCUUUCCACCAGUUCUGUGGAAGAGGUUAUUAUGGGGGAGGGACGUUAGGUCGCUUGCAUUAGUAUACUGUGGUCCUGAGUGUGCGUGUGCAUUUUCCCCAUAUUUCUUGGGGAAAUGUUUCCGAGCAAGCUGAAGCUUUUUUUUCACCAUCUUUCUUAUGGGCACCCUGCCGUCGCCAUUGCUCCACUGUGAUCCGGCGAAGCCCCCGUGGCCGCCAUGUUGGUCUCGGGCAGCCGAGAUAAGGGAGGCGGAGUGUGCAGAGUGGAGGCGGGCCAACCAUGCGGAAGUGACGCAAGGCACCGCCAUGUCUUUUGAGGGCGGCGACGGUGCCGGGCCGGCCAUGCUGGCUACGGGCACGUGAGUGGAGGCGGCGUUGUGAACCGCGGUGUGGGGAGAAUUUGGCCGUCCGGAGGAGAGGGGUGCUGGGAGGGCGAGCCGCUCGCGGGAGGAGUAUAGCCAGCGUAGGUCAGAGGGCAGAAAUCGCCCAGUGACCCUACGCUGAGCGCUGGAAAGGUGUCGCCCGCGGGAACCGUCGUGUCUGACCCGAGGCAACGCUUAGACAGCCUUAUCCUCCGGUCUCUAGACCCACUAGGAUCUUUACUUUGGCCGUGGACCAUGUCCACAGGGUCGGGGGGUUACUCGGUGGGGCUUCGGGGCGCCCCUCACCCGUCCAAAGGCGGGACUUCCGGUCCUGGCCCCCACCUGGGCGGGCUUUCCUGUUUUCUUCCUAGAGAAGUAGGUCUUUCCCUGGACCCCCUGGCGAAAUGGGGAUUCUGAGCGGUAGAGAAAGACCCCGGACAUUCACCUGCCCCCGGCCACUGGGUGCAUCCUCGAGUUCCUCCCACCUUGGGGCGGGGGAGGGGUUUACUUCCAGUUUGACAGGUGGUGGGAGGGGACUUCGCUAGCAUCCCUCAUUCCUUAGGGGGCUUUUCCUCUUUCCUCAUCUCUUCCUGGAGUCACUUUCCUCACUUCAUCUCCUCACCUCAUCCUAAAAGGUCAAUCACCUUACCUGUCCCUUCCUCCUCCUGUGGAGGACAGGUCUUACCUCCCUCUCUCCCUAAUCUUAAACACUUCCAUUUGGGGGGAGGGAGGAUCUUCCAUCUCUAAGCUCCUUGGAAGAUACAGAACUUCCUCCGGAAGCUGAAGGAGUGGGAGACUCUCCUGUGGGGUACUUGGCUUGGCUACUCUCCUGUUGGUCCUGGCAACUCUCCUGUUGGGUAACCGACGCCAGAGAGCUCCCAAGCCUUGGCAGAGAGAGCUGCGUGAGUCACCCUUCUCCUCUUUGAGGUGUGUGGGACCCUCAUGACCCACUCACCCCCACUUCACUCUUUUCAGCUAUUCUAAGCUAUAGGAGUUUGAUCUACUCUUAGAGAUGUUGUCUAAGAAAGGAGUUGAAUCUUUGUCCCAAGGGAGUGAGAGCCCCCUGGCCUAGCACUACAAGGCUUUGUGACAUUGGACCAGUCAUUUCCCUGCCCUGAGCCUCAGUUUCCUCCAUCAGAUGGGGCUGACCCAAGGAGUGGCUGUGAGACCCUGUGCAGCUCCCAAUUCUGUUGGCUUUUGGAGUCAGGCAGACAGCAGUCUCACCCACUUCUGCCCUUUCUAGCUGUGUGCCUUCUGGUCAGUGCCUUAAGCUCUCUGAGCCUCAUUUUUCCCAUCUGGACUAGGAGAUCAUAAAUCUUUCCCCAUAAGGUAGGCAGGAUGGCAUUUGGGAUUAAGAGCAGGUUGCCAGAUCCAGGUCCCAGCUGUCCAUCUCUCUAGCUAAAUGACCCCGGGCAAGAUACUGAAUCUCCCCAGGCCUCCAUUUGCAACUGUAAAGUGGGGUGAUCAUAGCUCCUCCCUCACAGGGGUGGUGGGAGGGUGGAAUGAGAUUGUUGAUGACACCCUCGGGUCCCUGCCUAGCCUGUGGGAGGUGUGGUAUAAACCUGCUUCAGGGUCUGUCAGGACUGGUACUGGUUGUGCCUCACUGCAAGGGCUUUGUACUCGGUGAGCUUCAACUGUCUCAUAUGUAAGGUAACAGCUCCCACCUUUGUGGGUCAGGUAGGAGGGGAGAUGACAGGUGCAGAGCCCCUGCACAGAGUAGGUGCUUAGGAAACACUGGCUUCUAUGAUCUUGAGUCACAAAGGGCCUGCGAAUCGAAAUCAAACUUCUGUGACCCUAGAGGGCUAGAUCACAGCCCUGCUUGAAUCCCUGCAGUGAUGGGGAGCUUGCUGCCUCUCUGCGGAGGCUCCUCAGCGGCCCAGCAGGCCCAGCUCAACCACUGGUUUACAGGGAGAAGACAGGCACAGAGAAGGCCAUUCAGUGGUGCAAGGUCACACAGCCGUCAGGGCAGGAAGCCAGGCCCCUUGUCCCUUGUUCCUCUCACCUUGUAAGGAGAUGGAUCCAAGCAGACUGUCUGCUUAGGGCUGACCUGUCCUGGGGCCACAGAUCACUGACCUUGGGUUGCUCAUAUUCUGAUGGAGGAGGCAGCCAGAGGUACAGCUGUCACAAGCUCGUGUGACAUGAGCUAUAGUGGAGGUAGCCCAGGGCAUUGUGGGUCUAGGGAAGGCAUCUGAUCCCUACUGCGGGUCAGGGAAGACUUCCAGAGGACCUGCCGGAACAGUCUUGUAGGAAGUGCGAGAGCUUUGUGGGCAGAGGACAGCUGGCACCCCAUUUUCUGCUCGACCCCCGCUCUCUGAGACCUACCAUGUGCUGGGCAAGGCUGGUGUCUCAGAGAUGAAUCUGACGCCCACACUGGCUGGGGAAAUGGAUGUGGAUCCAGGCAGUGCUCCCCAGAGGGAUAUGUGCUAGAACGGGGGUCACUCAGACAUUGUGGGAGCUCACAGGUGGGGAGGGGCCAACCUGAGCUCUGGGUGAGUGCAGGAGUGACAAGUACAUGGAGGACAAGUGGUCCCGGUAGAGGGGGUCCACCUUGACUGAAGGAGCGUGUAAGGAUAUGAGGCCGGGGGCAGGCCCUCCAGCGCCGGGCUAAGGGGCUGUGACCUUGUCCUGGGGAUGCGGGGGAGGAGCAGAGGCAGCUGCAGGGGUAGAAGGACCCCCUGGGGGGCUGUGUGCCAGCUGGACUGGAGGCUGGGGCAAUGGUCCAGGGCAGCACCGUCCAUCAGAAAUAUGAUCUGAGCCACCUGUAUAAUUUCAAAUCUUGUAUGAGCCACAUUAAAAAAGUGGAAAGAAAACAGAUGACAUUCACUUUCAUCCUAUAUUUUAUUUAGUCAGCAUAAAUAAAUGUGAUCAUUUCAACAUUUAAUCAACUUCAGAUUGCUCAUGAGAUAGCUUACAUCCUACCUUUUUGUGCUAAGUCUUGCAAACCCCGUGUGGAUUUCACACUCAUGGCACCUCUCACUUUGGAUCAGUUACAGCUCAAGUGCUCCCUAGUCACGUGUAGCUGAUGGCUUCCAUGUUGGACAGGGCAGGGCCAAGAGGAGAGAGCUGGGCUGCGGGGAUGAGGGAUGGGGCUGGGGGGAAGAUGCGGAGUUCAGCUGGGAUCAGGUGGAGAGGAGAGGUGGGGGUGGAGACCAGGGACUGGUGGACACACGGGGCUGGGUGUGGACGGCGAAGUCAGCGAAGCCUCAGCCCACUGUGUCGUGCUCUGCCCCGCAGGGCGCGGAUGGCGUCGGGGCGCCCCGAGGAGCUGUGGGAGGCCGUGGUGGGGGCUGCUGAGCGCUUCCGGGCCCGGACGGGCACGGAGCUGGUGCUGCUGACGGCUGCGCCCCCCCCGCCCCCCCGUCCGGGCCCCUGCGCCUAUGCAGCCCACGGUCGAGGGGCCCUGGCCGAGGCUGCCCGCCGCUGCCUCCACGACAUCGCCCUGGCCCACCGGGCAGCCGCCACCGCCCGGCCCCCCAUGCCCCCACCAGCACCGCAGCCGCCUAGCCCUGCACGGAGCCCACCUCGGCCUACCCUGAACAGGGAGGAAGAUGAGGAGGAUGAGGACGAGCCAACGGAGACAGAGACCUCUGGGGAGCGGCUGGGUGUCAGCGAUAAUGGAGGACUCUUUGUGAUGGAUGAGGAUACCACGCUCCAGGACCUGCCCCCCUUCUGCGAGUCAGACCCUGAGAGCACGGACGAUGGCAGCCUGAGCGAGGAGACCCCCGCUGGGCCCCCAGCCUACUCAGUGCCCCCAGCCUCAGCCCUGCCCACACAGCAGUACGCCAAGUCCCUGCCCGUGUCCGUGCCCGUCUGGGCCUUCAAGGAGAAGAGGACAGAAGCUCGGUCAUCUGAUGAGGAGAACGGGCCGCCCUCCUCGCCGGACCUGGACCGUAUCGCGGCGAGCAUGCGCGCGCUGGUGUUGCGGGAGGCCGAGGACACUCAGGUCUUCGGGGACCUGCCGCGGCCACGGCUCAACACCAGCGACUUCCAGAAGCUGAAGCGGAAAUACUGAGGUCCAGGGAGCUUCCCGGCCCGGCGUCCGCCUCACCCCCACACUACACCCCUGCCCCGCCCCCGGGGCCCGCCAAUCCGAGUCAGAUCCGGGACCGGCCUCCCGGGCCACCAGGAUUGACCAGCCCCUGCCAACCCCCGCCGCCCUUCCAGCCCACGACCGCUCCCGCGCGGAUGAGCGAUGCCUGUGCAGUUUCCCGAUUGGGUCUGUUUUCUCUCUGCCCAGCGACAGAUUCUUUCUAUUAAGGGAUUGUCUCGCUCCCCGAUCGGGACGUGGCUAGUUGGCCAACUUCGUCGUUUUCCGCCUAGCAACAAGGGCUUUGCUCGCACGGCAUUGGCUCCAUUCCUGAAAGAGCACAGUCAAGCUCCAGGAUUGGGUAGUGGCCCUCGACUUCAGCACGGUGAAUGGGCAGCUCCUUCACUUGAUUGGCUCGAACACUGUAAAGGGCUUGACCAAUCUUCCGAGAGAGCCAUCACCCUUCCUGAGUUCCCCCGCCUGAUUGGUUCCACUUCUGGGGGCGUGGCCAACCCUCUUCCUGUGCCCAGGAUUGGCCUGUGGCCUUAAAUUUACGUUCUUUACACUACUGGGGCUGGGGUCGUCUUUUGCCGAAGUCCUGACAAUUGUCCCUCUGGCCCCCUCAGGGAUGGCCCGAUCCUGUUCCUGCGUUUGACACCCUCUCAUUGGUUUCAUCCCACAACAGCCUGCCAAUCAAACCCGUCCUUGCAUCCAGGACGUUACCAGCUCCCGCCCCUCUCCCCCCACCCCCACAGGUGCCUUAAAGGGCCCUCGUCCACCCAAGGUGGGGGGCAGGGGGCCUCACUCUCCGGCCCUGGUGUGGGGGAGAGAGUGGGGGGUCGGGAUCGGGAGUUGGGAGGGGCGCUCUGAGAUUAAAGAGUUUUACCUCUGACAAAUGAGUCUGAGGUGUGUUGUGGGUAUUCAUUUAACAUUUUCUGAAGCCAAAUUAGCAGCGUCUCAUUGCUUCUCAGUGCAACGCUGGGAAUUGGACUCGUCCCCAUUUUACGAACAAGAAAAGAGAGGUUCAUGGGGUGGGAGGAAGGAUUCCAUUCCUUCCUCGUAUGAUCGUGGAGUCCCAAUCUUCAGGGCUUUGAGUGUUGGGAUCGGAAUAGUUUAAUGAGUCAGUCUCCUGAGCCCACAUAGUGCCCAGGAAAGCCAGGAACCUCCAGCUGAGGCCGGGAGUUUUCUGACUAACGUAAGACAGCUGGAGGUUAGAGAACAAAUGGCUCCUGGUCCGAAGAUGUAAACGCGGAAUCCCCAUGUCCCAUCAGACCACCACCAAUGGAAUGCUAACAACAGACAAAACUUAGGGCAAACUAUCACUUAGACACUUUUAUAAGUUAUUUACAUGUACUAACUCAUUUAAUCUUCCUAGUAACCCCACAAAGUGGAAACGAUUAUCCCCACACUGUAGAUGAGAAAACUGCAGCAUCCAGGGUAGGGUUGCUGUCGGGGCGGGGUUUCUUCGACUGACAAUAAUCGUAACGAGAAUCUCCUCCCGCUAUAACUGUCUCCGGCAAAGGGAAUGAAAAUUAGAGUUCAACGUGGAAAGAGGAAAAAAUGUGUGAACAGGGAGUCUACCCCCCCUACUGGCCUGCGUCUCAUACUGCAUCAGGAGAGACGAAGGUCAGACCAGCGGAGGGACCUUAGGAGCACUGUGUCUGGGAAAGGGCGGGGCUUACGGCAGGCGGAGCCAAAUGCCCCGCCCACUUUGAUAGGACGAGCCAUUUCCGUCCGCGGAGAAACAGAGGCAGCAGCCGGCCGAGUUGCGAGCAGAGCGCCUCCGGCAGGCCCUCCCUGGUCGGAAGCGGCGAGUGAGCCAAGCGGCGGGCAAGGGCCGGCUCCCAGGAUGGCCAGGGUGGAGGCCCAGGGCCGCCUGUGGCUGGAGAGCCCCCCUGGGGGAGCGCCUCCCAUCUUCCUGCCCUUGGGUGGGCAAGCCCUGGUGCUGGGCCGAGGA